AUACUGACAAUACGCUGGACCACGCUGGAUUCAAGGCAGAUGGCCAUGCAAUUAUUGAUAUAUUUUUCCGAUGCGUGAUUGAAGCAUUUUUUUAUUUUAUGAGCAUUAAAAGCUAAUUGUAUUUUCACUUUUUCAUCAACGAGCAUGUCAUCCAAGUCUAGAAGAAGUUUAUCAUCAUUAACAACAUGUGACAAAUGUCAGUGCACUUAUGCACAAAAGGAUGCAUCCUUACAUGAAUCAAAUUGUCCACCUUCUUUUGAAGAUUGGAACCAUAAUUUCAUUCUCAAUGAUACUUUGCAUAGUACCUUAGAAAUCUAUAAUGCUUCAGUACCAGCAAAUAUAUCCGUAAGAGACUUAAAUGAUAUGGUGUUCAUGUCACAAUCUGUGAUGCAAUUAUGCAAUGUUGCAAUAGGAGAUCCUGUUACUGUUGCAACAAAAAAUAAUAUAAUUGUCAAAAUAGCUUGGCCUACCAACGAUAAGUCAUUAUUGAGCGUUUCUUUAUCUAAGCCUACCAUUGAAUUAAAUAACUUGAAAGAUCUGAUUAAGGUACAAAAUGUGAAGCAUGAUAUAGUUGUAGCUAAAGAAUUUACUGUCAAAUGUACCGGAAAACAUGCAUUACCGCAUAUGUCUACAGAUCUAGAGAUACUUUUUAAGAACUGCAAUGAACACAAAAUAUUUUGCAUUGGAAAUAAAAUAAGUAUCCCAUACUAUGGAAGAAAAUUGACAUAUAUAAUCAUAGCAGCUUCAGUAGAUCAGAAUGAAAAUACGACAGAUACAGAUGAUGAUUUACUAUUAGCUUUUAAUUAUCUACAUUUAACUACAGAUGAAUCCUAUGUAAAAUAUUAUAAGGCUAUGUAUUCUACAAAAUGGAUCAUUCAGGAAGAUGUAUCAGUGGUUGAAGAAGAACAAAAAAAAGUAAAGUAUAAAAUAGAAGAUAUAGGAGGAUAUAAUGAUUUAAUAGCAGAUAUAAAAGAUGUAGUGGACAUUGCAUUAGGUAAAUGUAAUAUUGGUGAUUUUUUUAUCAGCAAAGGAAUUUUACUCUAUGGUACUCCUGGCGUUGGCAAAUCCACAAUUGCUAAUGCUAUUAUAUCAGAGUACAAUGUCAACUCUUUUAAUGUUCACAGUUCAGACAUUUAUAGUAAAUCUAUGGGUGAAACUGAGAGGAAGCUGAAAGAAAUUUUUGCAGAAGCAAAAGCUAAAACUCCAAGUAUAAUAUUGUUGGAAGAUAUUGAUACAUUAUGUCCAAAAAGGAGUAGCUCGAGUACAGAUCAGGAAAGAAGAGUUCUUGCUCAAAUAAUAUCACUUUUUGAUGAAUUACAGAAUACAAAAAAUAAUAUUAUUAUACUAGCUACUACAUCAAGAAUUGAAUUUGUAGAUGCAUCUUUAAGAAGACCUGGCAGAAUCGAUAAAGAAUUCGAAGUUUACGUACCUAUUCAAAGUACACGCUUCGAAAUAUUAUUUAAGUUACUUAGAAAGGUACCAAAUACUCUAUCACAAAAAGAUUUAAUAAAUAUUUCUUUUUCUACUCAUGGCUUUGUUGGUGCUGACAUAUACGGCCUGUGUUCGCAAGCAUUGAUGGCUGCCAUUAAACGUCAGCAUUCUGUUAAUGCUACUGAUAUUAGAGCAAAUGAUGAGAUAAAUAUAACAGUAGAUGACUUUAAUAAAGCUUUAACUGUAACUAAACCCUCUGCUAUGAAAGAAAUUUUAGUAGAAGUUCCAACAGUUAGAUGGUCUGAUAUAGGUGGACAAAAAGAAUUAAAAUUAAAAUUAAAACAAUCUAUUGAGUGGCCUUUGAAUCAUCCUGAAGCAUUUGCCAGAAUGGGAAUAACACCACCUAGAGGAGUACUUAUGUUUGGUCCUCCUGGUUGUUCCAAAACCAUGAUUGCUAAAGCUCUUGCUACAGAAAGCGGUGUCAAUUUUUUAAAUAUUAGGGGUCCAGAACUAUUUUCGAAAUGGGUUGGUGAAUCUGAAAAAGCUGUACGUGAAGUUUUUCGAAAAGCUCGUCAGGUUGCACCUUCUAUUAUUUUCAUAGACGAAAUCGAUGCCCUUGGAGGAGAAAGAGGAUCUUCAUUAAGUAGUAAUGGAAGUAAUGUUCAAGAACGAGUCUUGGCGCAAUUACUUACAGAAUUAGAUGGUGUUACAUCCUUAGGAAAUGUUACAUUAGUAGCAGCCACAAAUCGCCCUGAUAAAAUAGACAAGGCUCUACUUCGCCCUGGUCGUUUGGAUAGAAUAAUUUACGUGGGAUUACCAGACUGUAAAACCAGACAAGAAAUAUUUGAUAUAAAGCUUAAAAAAAUGCCAAUCGCAGAAGAUGUAAAUAUAUUGGAUUUAGUCGAGAUCACAGAAGGUUACUCUGGAGCUGAAAUCCAAGCAAUAUGUCACGAAGCAGCAAUGAACGCGCUCGAGGAGAGCUUAGAUGCUGCUAUUAUUACCAAAGAUCAUUUCAAAGUUGCACUUUCAAUAGUAACUCCAAGAACACCGAAGUCUCUUAUACAAUUAUAUGAGAACUAUAUGAAUAAAAUAUAUUAAAUAGAUUA
This is a messenger RNA of Vespula vulgaris, 2537 nucleotides long. RefSeq names its product ribosome biogenesis protein SPATA5. Gene Ontology annotation, molecular function: ATP hydrolysis activity; ATP binding. The transcript is spliced from 6 exons. Lineage: Eukaryota; Metazoa; Arthropoda; Insecta; Hymenoptera; Vespidae. Gene Ontology annotation, cellular component: cytoplasm. The record is from RefSeq and is a predicted model, not a curated record. Bases 145 to 2529 code for a protein of 794 amino acids.